Molecule: messenger RNA, 844 nt
Organism: Myzus persicae (green peach aphid)
Lineage: Eukaryota; Metazoa; Arthropoda; Insecta; Hemiptera; Aphididae
Gene: mRpL12
Product: 39S ribosomal protein L12, mitochondrial
Exons: 4
Coding region: 189-716 (175 amino acids)
Biological process (GO): mitochondrial transcription; translation
Cellular component (GO): ribosome; mitochondrial large ribosomal subunit
Molecular function (GO): structural constituent of ribosome
Source: RefSeq, a predicted model, not a curated record
UUGGUAUCAAUAAACAUUAUGCAUUUUAGGUUAGCUCCGUCCUACUCUUUCUGGAAGACUGAAGAUUUUCAAUCAAACUUAAAACUUCUUAAUUUCUUAUCGACCGUUUAUUUUCAAUACUAAAUACUUAGUAAAUACGACUACUUCAAGAUUAAAUUAUUUCUGUUAUAAUAAAAACACUAGUUAAAAUGUUGUUAACCACUCCACUCCGUAUGUUUGGGCGACAUUUGCGGCCUUUGUCGAAGAAAACAUUAAGAAUGUACUCUGCGGCUACGCAGCCAUUGACUGUACCAGAGCCAGAUGGAAGCCAACUAACAAGCUCUCCCAAGUUGGAAAAACUGUAUACAGAAAUCUCUUCCUUGACGAUGAUUGAAGUGUCAGAGUUCACUGAAUUAUUAAAAGUUCGUCUUAACCUAAAAGACAUUCCCAUGGGAGCAAUGGUCAGCGCCCCAGCAGCAGCAGGACAAGAUGAAGAAGAAGAAGUAGCUACAACAGUCAAGACGAGUUUUACUGUUAAACUUAUGAAAUUUGAUGAUAAACAAAAGGUUGCCUUGAUAAAAGAAGUAAAAAACUUAUUGGAAGGCAUGAAUUUAGUACAGGCUAAAAAGUUUGUUGAAAGUGCCCCUACGGUUAUCAAAUCAGAUAUUGGUAAAGAUGAAGCAGAGAAAUUAAAAGAAGCAUUUACUAAAGUAGGAGCUGAAUGUGUAAUUGACUGAGUUAUACUCAUUUGUUAUAUUUUAAUAAUGUAUAAUUUUUUUUUUUAAUUUCACAAAGUUUUAACAGUUAAUGUAAGUAGUCAAUAUUCAUAAUGUAUCAAUAAAGUUUUAUAUAUGAUAUCAUUAUA